Molecule: messenger RNA, 434 nt
Organism: Solanum pennellii
Lineage: Eukaryota; Viridiplantae; Streptophyta; Magnoliopsida; Solanales; Solanaceae
Product: mini zinc finger protein 2-like
Exons: 1
Coding region: 162-428 (88 amino acids)
Biological process (GO): regulation of developmental process; regulation of DNA-templated transcription
Cellular component (GO): nucleus
Molecular function (GO): transcription cis-regulatory region binding; DNA-binding transcription factor activity
Source: RefSeq, a predicted model, not a curated record
UUUUAUAUUGUGCUAUAAAUAUUCCUUAUAGAGUUAGGGUUUGGUUAAUGGAAAAAGAUUAUGACGGUAGAUAGCUAGUUAAAAAUUCUGUCGUACAUAUCUUAUCUCUUCUAUCUUUUAACAGAGAAAUAUUAUUUCUUCCAACUAAUUAAAGAAGAGGGAUGACAAAACGUCAUGAAGUGAAUGAAGAGAAUGAUGGCUCAAUGCAUACAUCUAUUACUAUUAGAACAGUGAGGUACAGAGAGUGCCAGAGGAACCAUGCUGCAAGUGUUGGUGGAUACGCGGUUGAUGGUUGCCGGGAGUUCAUGCCCUCUGGUGAGGAAGGAACUCCUGGUGCUCUAAGUUGUGCAGCUUGUGGCUGUCACCGUAAUUUCCAUAGAAGGGAAGUGGAAACUGAAGUUGCCUCAGAUUGCUCCUCCCCGUCUUAAAAGAAA